Molecule: messenger RNA, 7285 nt
Organism: Penaeus chinensis
Lineage: Eukaryota; Metazoa; Arthropoda; Malacostraca; Decapoda; Penaeidae
Product: ankyrin repeat domain-containing protein 13D-like
Exons: 15
Coding region: 133-2166 (677 amino acids)
Cellular component (GO): cytoplasm
Molecular function (GO): protein binding
Source: RefSeq, a predicted model, not a curated record
AUUUUAUUGAUUUUACCUACAUUUCAGAUAACCAAAGGUUGAAGAAAUUGAUGCUUCAUGAAUGAUAAGACGUGGAUUAGCAAGAAGAGGAUCUAGAGUUAGAAGGAGUUGUCUUUGCAAGGUGGGGAGAGUAUGGAGGAAGGUGGACCAGCUGAAGGGAAGGAUGGAAGUCAGAAUGAAGACAAGGGCCCAGAGGGUGCAGAAGGGACAGUGGAGAGUGCACAAGCCAAAGCUUGCAGUUCUAAUGCACAGAACAGCAUAGACACAAAAGGACGGGAAGGCAGGGAAGGAUACCCCUUACACUGGCAUGUCUGGCACAAUGACUAUCGCAAUUUGGAAACUGAGCUUGCUUCAGGAAAGCAUGAUAAGGAAUUAAAAGACUUCAGAGGGCGCACACCUCUCAUGCUUGCUGUGACUCUUGGACACCUUGAGGCCACAAGAACACUCUUGAAGUACAACUGUAAUGGGAAUGUUGAGAAUGCAGAUGGAUGGACAGUUGUGCAAGAAGCAACAGCCACUGGUGAUCCUGAAAUCCUGAAGGUGGUGUUGGAAGGUAGAGAUGUGGAGCGCUAUUCCUCCCGAGUUGCUGGGAUACCUACGCUCUUGGAAAAGCUCAAAGAGGCUCCUGACUUCUACGUGGAAAUGAAGUGGGAAUUUACAAGCUGGGUGCCUUUGGUUUCACGCAUGUGCCCAAGUGACACCUACAAAGUAUACAAGAGUGGGUCCAGUGUGCGUAUAGACACAACACUCCUAGGAUUUGAUCAGACUAGCUGGCAGAGGGGGAACCGCAGCUAUAUUUUCAAUGGCCAAGUUGAUGGAGCUACCAUGAUGGAGGUGGAUCAUGAGACAUGUCAGGUGUAUAUCGAGAAUAUGCGUACUCUUACAACAGAGCAGGCCUUAGCAACCAUGCGACCUCACCCAGCAAUGGUCUCCCAUAGGCUGACCACCCCUAUUGCUACCACAUAUGUUGACACUGAUAAGAUAAGUUUUGAAAGAGAUAAAGCUGGGAUAUGGGGAUGGAGGAGUGACAGGACAGAGAAUGUUAAUGGCCACGAUUGUAAGGUAUUUUCUGCGACAAAUGUAGAACUUGUCACCAAGACCCGAACAGAGCACCUGACAGAUGCAGAGAAGGAGAAGUCACUACCUCGGAGUCCUCUACAAUCAUUCCUCAACAUUGCAGAGGUUGAAGAGAAACAGAAUUCACCUUCGUCUUCAGAAGAGAGUGAAUCCUACAACUUUAACAACCCAACUAAUAUCACUGCAGAGGAAUAUUUCAAUCCAAAUGUUGACCUUCAAGGCAGGGAUAUUGGUCGUCCUAAAGAGGUUGUCAAGAAGGUACAAAACUUCAAGGCUCACUUGUGGCUAGCCGAGGAAUAUCCGCUGAAGCUCCAGGAACAGGUCAUGCCCAUUGUGGACCUCAUGGCUAUCACGUCAACUCACUUCGCUAAGCUAAAGCAUUUCAUCCAGAUGCAACUCCCCAGUGGCUUCCCUGUCAAGAUUGAAAUCCCACUCUUCCAUGUUCUGACAGCAAGAAUUACCUUCGGAAAUAUUUUUGGAGUUGACGAAAGUGUUGAUAAAGUGUCUACAGUAAAGGAAGAAGAUAGGGUAACUUGUGUAAUAGAUGAGGCUGUCUUCGAGCCACCGCCAAGCUACACAAAAAUAGGUCACUCUGACCAGCAGCACCUGCAGAUGAGCAUGGACGAGGACGAUGCCUUGCUACAAUAUGCUAUUCAGCAAUCCUUGGUAGAGGCUGGCACCGAGCAGGACCAGGUAGACAUCUGGGAGGCGCUUCAGGCCGACCAUCGCCCCGCUCCAAGAGUGCCAGGGUGUAACUCCAGGUCAGGGUCAUCCCCAAAUACUCCCGCACACCUGUCACUACAAGCAGUAGAAGAUGCACAGUUGCAGAGGGCCAUUGAGGAAUCUUUAGCUUUGAGUAUAGGUGUGACAAACAUCAGAAGAUCCCAGGAGGAGAUAAGUAGCAGUGAGAAUGCGGAGGUAGCUGUUCCAGGGGGACUGGCCUUGACCCCUGGAGGUAGCAUCGUGGACUCAGAAAUGGCUAUGGCUCUGUCACUGUCCCAACAGCAGCAGGAGGAGGAGGAGGCUCGUAAAAGGCAAGAGGAGGAAACACUAAAGCGCAUCCUGGAGCUCUCCCUCACAGAAAAAUAAUGCUGGGCAUGUUGUAGACCACACAAACUUCUUUAGAAAUUGGUGAUGGGCUCUGUUGCAGAUAAGUGAAAAGAGAGAAUUAGCAGUGAUUCUUUUCAGAAUGAAUUGGUUUAAGUAAUUGUCAAAUAAAUUGCUGUCAUAUAGAUUUUUAAAAAAUCAUUACCAGUUCACUGAAAAGGAUCAAAGUAGAAAUGUUUGGUGACAGCAAUAGGGAAAAACAGAGACCCAAGAUGGAGAUUUUGAUAUUUGAUUAUAGAAAAGAAAGCAAUUUGUAAGUUGUUUUAGCCAUGGUGAAAGAUCCAUGAUGACUUAUAGUGCCUCUUCAUAGCAUCUUUGUAUAUCAGGAUUAUUUCUUUAAAAUGACCCUGAAAUCAUGUAGUGAAGUUUUUGCACAUGCAUUUAUGCUUUAUUUAAAGCACAAUAUAUUAGUAAAGAAUGUAGCUCACGUCUUCAUACUGCAUUUGAGCCGAUUGCUUGAAGUUAAUAGGUACUGGAUUUUUUCAAUUUGAUAGGCAUUUUAUAAUGUGAUACAACUUGGAUGCUUUAAGCAUAGCAGUUAAUAUGUCUAAAUUUGUUUGUCUUGUACAUUAUUCUGAUUCUUUGAAGAUUGGAUUUAAUUUUUUUUUUCUGUAAAUGUGCAGCUUGAGCCUUGGAUGUAUUGUAAGUGACAGUUCUGAUAUCUAAUAUGAUGAGGAAACUAUAUCCUGUUAGUAAUGUGGGACUACAGUCUUCGGAACUUUCUUAAUUGCCUGGUUGCUUGUUAUGCCAACUUGGUAGAGCAUUCAGAGUUUGAAUGUAAGCCUCUUGACCACUUUUCUACCUGUUUCAAUGAUCUUGGUAUGUGUUAGGUUAGUACAAAUAUCAAAAUAGAGUAAUGGUUCAGCACAGAAAAUCAGAUAUGAGGUAACUGAAAGUCUGGAAGAGCUUUGGAGAAUGUAUAGCACACUUAUGACAGCUCAUGUGUUCUGCAGAUUCUUGUAUGGUGUACAUAAAUGUUAUUGGAAGAUCAGCAACUCUUAGACUGCAUUCCAUCAUCAUCAGUGCCCAGUACACCACUGUCUUGCUGUGGCCAUAUCACAAAUGUUUAUAGAUUUAAAGUCUUCUCUGCAAUAGGCCGAUUGGAUUAUUAGCUUAAUCAAGGGUCAUGUUGCUUAAUCUUGAACAACACAUUGAGCAGAUUUUUUGGUUGACUUAGCCAUGAAUCUUAAGUCCAGGGAAAUUUAACUUGUUUCUCCACUAAGCAUAUCAAGAGUUUACAAGUAAAAAUUCAGGGAUUGCUGUUAAUAUUGAAAGAUUACAAACAUUAUUGUCUUAAGAUGCAAGAGAAAUAUCACUGAUACAGGGUAAAUUUGUAAUUUUGCACAAGUUAGUAAUUGGAAGGAAUUGUCAGUUUUAUAACAUUAUAGUUCAUAACAUCAGGGUAAUACUAUCAUGAUGUUUAUGCUUUAGUAGAGUGGAAAACCAGUGGAUUUUGUCAUAAGAGACAGUAUCAGCUAAAUAGCUAAGCAAGAAGCAGAGGCAGAUGUUAAGCUGUUGUAUGAAUGUCUAUAUAUUUUUUUUGUAUAUGUGUGGAAGUAUUGGUAAUAUGUCAGUUAGUAUAUUUCUACAAUACAGAAUUUGAUACUGACUGCAACUAUAAUUACAGGUAGUCUUGCUUUAUAAUUUUUGAUUCAGUAAAAAAUAAAUAAAUGAAUAAAUAAAUGAAUAUAUAAAUGCUCAAUGCUGAGAAUAUGGAUAUGUCAUGAGAUGCAAAUGAGAUGGAUGCUGUUAGGUUUAUCAAUAUUUCUUUUCUUUCCAAAGGCAACAAGCUACACUUUUUUUAAUUUACAACAAGGCAAUAGGAGUGAUGUAUGUUUCUCCUCUAUUUCACAUAGUGAAUAAAGCUUUCAACAUCAACAACAGCAAAAAGUGUUUGACAAUAUUCUACAGGAAAUAUAUUGCUCAUUUUACUGUGUAUAACCUAGGAUUAUCUGUUCUUUUUGAUGAGUCUGGACUUGGCGAACCUAAAUUUGACCUGUAGGCCUGUAAUUUGCCAGUUUUGGGAGUCUCCAAACAGCAUAAUUUUGGCAAGGCUAGCUCCAUUUACAAAUACUUUGACAAGUUGUCUUCUCAGUUGAUGUAGUCAGUUCAAAUGAAGAAGAGCAGUUCUGUUGCUCCAAUAUUCAGUUGUGGUUCAGAUUUUAUGGCUUGAUGAAAAUGAUGGUAAUGAAUCCCUGAAAAAAAAUGUGUACAUAUACAGGAAAAUCAUUGAGAAAAGAAUGUGUGUGCUUCUAUGUAUGAUUUCAGUUUACAGAAUGAAAAAGUGGUUCUGGAACUGUUCUCUUUUAAUGAAGCUGUACUUUACUUUGAUUCUGCAUUUAUUUUUCCUUUUCAAGCAGGAAUAAGAAGAGUUUAUUAAAGUGGCUGAACUGAUAGAUAGUGUAAUAUGUCAUUGAUGUUUUUAAGUACAGUGAUAAUGCAUGGUAUGUAAUUCACUGAAACUUGUAGUGCAUUAUUUUGUUAAUGAUGUCGAUAGUUACUGAGGAACAAUAUUGACUUGUGAUGUUCUUCUUUUCUUACUGCAGGAAGAUUUGAUUUUGAUUCAGAAAUUUUGUGUAUGUAUGUCAACAGGAUAUUUUAUCUGCAAAAUAUUUUUACAUUUAAGAGAUACUUAAAAUGAUUUAUAAUUAUGUAUCUUCUGACAAACCAUGAUACCUCUACAGAAAGGAGACAGUAUUUCACAUAUGCAAAAAUAUGAAAUAGUACUCCCUUUUUCCUCCGGUGUGUUGUUUAUAACCAUUGGACUUAAUUUUGAGCACAUAUCACUAAUCUGUGUAAGAAAAAAAAAAACAUAAAACAGAAGGAACUCGUGCACCCAAUAUGAAUAUAUUUUCACAGUUACACUUAUGUGGAUGUAAAGUUUUGAUGCUUUUGCAGUCUAAACCAUUUUUUGUAUCUUCUGAAAAUGUGAAUUCUUUGUUUUGUUUUGCAGAUUCAUGUCCAUAUUAUUUUGCUUCAUUGUUUUUUCCUACAUCUUGGCUACCCCUAAAGCAAGCUAAGAAAGACUGUGAUGCAUGUACGCAUAAAUAUAUAUAAUAGCAGGCAUGUGACUUGUUAAAAUCUUUGAAAUUAUAGAAUCAUAAGCAAAAACACCGAUGGUUACCCGGCAUCUACAUUCACAUCUACAUUCACGUCCACAUUCACGUCAACAUUCACAUCUACAUUCACAUCUACAUUCACAUCUACAUUCAUGUCUACAUUCACGUCUACAUUCUCGUCUACAUUCUCGUCUACAUUCACGUCUACAUUCACGUCUACAUUCACGUCUACAUUCACGUCUACAUUCACAUCUACAUUCACGUCUACAUUCACGUCUACAUUCUCGUCUACAUUCUCGUCUACAUUCUCGUCUUCAUUCUCGCUUAUAUUCUCGUCUACAUUCUCUCACACACACACACACACACACACACACACACACACACACACACACACACACACACACACACACACACACACACACACACACACACUGUAUAUCUUUAAAUGAUCCUUAAAAGAUAAAUUGUAUAAGGCUCAUUUUAGUCCACAGCGGUAGAGUUGGUUUGGGGCCACAGGAAGUACCGCAUGGAAGAUGCAAGGAGUCAUGUUGUCUGUUUUCCUUUGCCAAUUACUGACCAGUUUUUGUAGGUCUGUGUUGUAUGUUCUCUACUGUAUAUUUGGAUGUCAGUUUUUGCUUUGUUGAAAGAGGAAAAGGUAAGAAUAAGUUAUUGAAUAGGGAAAUCUGUGAAUUAAUAGUAUUUGAACUUAUAUUUCAUUAUAUUGUAUUUCUUUAAAUGUUAAGGAAACAAACUUCAUAAAGAUAUAGGGAAGAUAAAUUGAUAUCACAUAAUCUUUAUUGAGGAUUUUACUGUAAUAUUACUGUGAUUUUGUUAUAUUGUGUUAUACAAAUUUUAUUAUUAACUAUUGCUGAUGUAUGUGGUAAAAAGUAAAGUAAAUUCUUCUUUGCUUGGUGUUUCAAAAGAUAUUUGUCAGUGAUUCUGAAUAUUGGUGAUAUACAUAAAAAGUUGAAUAGACUAGGAAUGGGGGAAUCAAAGUAAGGAUGUCUGUCUGUCAUCCUUCCACUCUCUGAAUUUGUCUUUCAUUCCAUAUCAGUCAAAUAUAUAUUUCCAUCUGCAUCCUCUCCUUUUAAAAUGUACUUACCGUGAACCAGUAUAUCUGAAACAUGUACUUAACUCGUUGUAGGAUGUAUUGGUUUAAUUAGUUCCUAAUGUGAAAUGUGUUGAAAUUUGGCCAUGGUGGAUGAGAGGCAAUAAAUCUUUAUUUUUCACAAAUAUGUCUUAGUUUAUUUUGAGUGCUAUAUACAAAAGGGUUAGACAGAAACUAGAUAUUUCAACUUGUUUUAUUUGUUCAGAAAUUACCUGUGUCUGCUGUUUACUUACUGAAUGUUCGAUGAAUUUACUGUACCAUGUAUGUGUUAUUGUGGAUAAAGAAUUUCCUUUUUUUUUCUCAAAUUGAAGGCAAACUGGAGAAUUUUUUUUAAGUACUAAGGGAUCAUGUGACAUUUAAAGAAUGUCAUUUGUGGAAUUUUCUUUUGACUUAUUUGUACAUUCUCAGAAAAAUGCCCACUUAUGUUUAAAAGUACUACCCUAUAUAAUCUGUGGUCAACUUACAGUAUAUGACAAACCACCCCACUAAAUACUAUACUGUAGUGUAUAUUAUAUGGUGAAUAUAGAGUGUGAUGAGACUAAUUUUGAAGUUAGAAACCAUGUGUACAUCAGAUGCAUAAUGUUUUAUUAGAAAAAAAAAAAAAAAAUCUGAAGAAAAAUCUUAAAACAUCAUUGUGUGUCAGGGCAUAAAAACCCCUUUGGGUUAGACAUGAAGUUUUGCAUACAUGGUGUAUCAACAUGAGGUAUUUACACAGGAAAGUAAAUAUCUACCAUAACCCUUUCCAUGAGGCAUAAGAGAGACCAUGGUUUGGAAUUAUUCACCUCAUGGUUCAAAGUGUUAAAAUGCUUCCAACAGCCUGGUCUUGAAAUGUAGACAGUAGACGAUAUGUGACAGGGGUUUGUAAUAAAAAUAAUCAUUCGCAGUUGCCUUUAAGUGAAGCAUCUACUGCCAAAUAUACUCAACCUUGAUAGAG